Phacochoerus africanus (Common warthog) is the source of this 2679-nucleotide messenger RNA. RefSeq names its product calcium/calmodulin dependent protein kinase IG (gene CAMK1G). The record is from RefSeq and is a predicted model, not a curated record. The transcript is spliced from 14 exons. Bases 254 to 1804 code for a protein of 516 amino acids. NCBI's taxonomy places the organism in Eukaryota, Metazoa, Chordata, Mammalia, Artiodactyla, Suidae. Gene Ontology annotation, biological process: peptidyl-serine phosphorylation. Gene Ontology annotation, cellular component: intracellular anatomical structure. Gene Ontology annotation, molecular function: calmodulin binding; calcium/calmodulin-dependent protein kinase activity; ATP binding.
AGGAAAGGAGAGAGAGAUGCAAGCCGCCCUAGCUCCUUUUCCUCCCCUUUAAGGCUGCCUGGUUACGGUCCUGGGAAAGAAAACCCCUGCAUUCCUCCCCUUUAAUUUGGUUUAUUGUCGAAGCACUGGAGCAGCUAAUCCUCACAGACCUGUAGGAGCUGGAGUGGGAGGACCACAAGAACCAUUCUCUCCGAGUCCCGGGGGCUCCCGGAGGCGGCUAGCAGGGCUCUCGCUGCUGGCCUGGCUGUAGUGCAUGGCUGCCCAGCUGCUUGCUCAGGAGCCAGACCAAGUGAGGAGGAGGAAGAUCUCUGAGAAGGGUCGAGGGAGUCAAGCAGGUUCCGUCUUGGCACCCCUGGAAGCUUCAACUCUGGAGGCCAUGGGUCGGAAGGAAGACGAGGACUGCAGUUCCUGGAAGAAACAGACCACCAACAUCCGGAAAACCUUCAUCUUCAUGGAAGUGCUGGGAUCAGGUGCUUUUUCAGAAGUCUUCCUGGUGAAGCAAAGGGUAACUGGGAAACUCUUUGCCCUCAAGUGCAUCAAAAAGUCACCGGCCUUCCGGGACAGCAGCCUGGAGAAUGAGAUCGCCGUGUUGAAAAAGAUCAAGCACGAGAACAUCGUGACCUUGGAGGACAUCUACGAGAGCGCCACUCACUACUACCUGGUCAUGCAGCUGGUUUCUGGUGGGGAGCUCUUUGACCGGAUCCUGGAACGGGGUGUCUACACAGAGAGGGAUGCCAGCCUUGUGAUUCGGCAGGUCUUGGCAGCAGUGAAAUACCUCCACGAGAACGGCAUCGUCCACAGAGACUUAAAGCCUGAAAACCUGCUGUACCUCACCCCGGAGGAGAAUUCUAAGAUCAUGAUUACUGACUUUGGUCUUUCCAAGAUGGAGCAGAGUGGCGUCAUGUCCACAGCCUGUGGAACCCCAGGCUAUGUGGCUCCAGAAGUCUUGGCCCAGAAACCCUACAGCAAGGCCGUGGAUUGCUGGUCCAUUGGCGUCAUCACUUACAUAUUGCUGUGUGGGUACCCCCCCUUCUAUGAAGAAACUGAGUCCAAGCUUUUUGAGAAGAUCAAGGAGGGCUACUACGAGUUUGAGUCUCCGUUCUGGGAUGACAUUUCUGAGUCAGCCAAGGAUUUUAUUUGCCACUUGCUGGAGAAGGACCCGAAGGAGCGGUACACCUGUGAAAAGGCCUUGAGACACCCCUGGAUUAACGGGAACACAGCCCUCCACCGGGACAUCUACCCGUCCGUCAGCCUCCAGAUCCAGAAGAACUUUGCCAAGAGCAAGUGGAGGCAAGCCUUCAACGCAGCAGCCGUGGUGCAUCACAUGAGAAAGCUGCACAUGAACCUGCACAGCCCGGGGGGCCGCCCGGAGGUGGAGAACAGACCGCCAGUGACUCAAGCCUCCGAUGCCUCGAGACCCAGCACCCCUGAGAUCACCAUCACCGAGGCACCCGCCCUGGACCAGAGCGUGGCACUCCCUGCCCUGCCCCGACUGCCCUGCCAGCACGGCCCCCGGCCCACUGCCCCCGGGGGCAGGUCCCUCAACUGCCUGGUCAAUGGCUCCCUCCGCAUUAGCAGCAGCCUGGUGCCCAUGGAGCAGGGGCGCCUGGCCACUGGGCCGUGCGGCUGCUGCUCCAGCUGCCUGAGCGUCGAGACCAAGGGCAAGUCCUCCUACUGCUCCGAGCCCACGCUUCUCAAAAAGGCCAAAAAACAAAACUUCAAAUCAGAGGUCAUGGUGCCAGGGAAAGCGGGCGGCAGCUCCCACUGCCGAGUGGGGCAGACUGGAGUCUGUCUGAUCAUGUGAUCCCUGGAGCUCGCCUCUGUGUCAUUACACUUUUCAGGAAAGAUGUUCGGCUCUGCUCUGCCCUUCCAAGCCUGGAGUCCACCCUGCACGGGAGGAAGGGGAGCCAGCCGAGCAGCACCUGGUCGGAAGCAGCAGCCCACGGGGGCAGCCCCUCCGGGAAGGCGGCAGCGUGAGCCCCCAGCCCAGGCCCGGCUGAAGCGGUGGGCGGGAAGCAGUUGGGGCCGGGUCCCCAGGGCUCCCGGGCGGCCGGCUCUGCGCCCCCACCCGCGCCGCGGCUCCGCGCAGCGUCCAGAGAGCUCCUGCCCAGUCCGUGUUGUCCGUCGUGAAAGGCUUUGCGGGCUGGCCAGGCUGCGCCACCUUCUCUCGAGCAAAGCCAUACGGGGCAUCACCCAGAGUCCCCGCUCAGCACACACUGGCUGCGGCCUCUUCCGUCUCCACCCCCCUGGGCCUGCCCAUCUGCAUGAAUGACAGGCAGCUUCACCGCCUGCCUGUGAGCUCUCCAAGUUCAAAUCCCCUCUCCUGGAUUAGCGCCCCAGCCGGCCAGCCUACCCCACACCCCCGAACCACCUGCCUCCCAGCCCCAGGCCCAGAGCAGGACCCCGUGUCCCGGAUGAAGAAGAAAGAACCCACGACCUGGUGCUGUGAGGAGUGGCGGUCCUGGCCAGGCCCCCCCACACUCGAUUCAGCCCAAACUGGAAGGCCCCCUUUCAGCCAGUGAUUCCAAGCCUGUGUCUGCUCUUCUUUCUCUCCCCGAAAAUCCUGAACAUGGGCCGUUGUUCUUGUCUGGCUCCGGUUCUCCUGCCUCCCUGGCUCCCCUGCCCCCUCCUGCUUCAUGCUCUGUGUUGUGCUGAAUAAAAUGGACAUAUUUUUCUCUA